Messenger RNA from Glycine soja, 2036 nucleotides. Its product is annotated as binding partner of ACD11 1-like. NCBI's taxonomy places the organism in Eukaryota, Viridiplantae, Streptophyta, Magnoliopsida, Fabales, Fabaceae. The transcript is spliced from 4 exons. Bases 665 to 1441 code for a protein of 258 amino acids. The record is from RefSeq and is a predicted model, not a curated record. Gene Ontology annotation, molecular function: RNA binding.
UUGUUCUGUCUCUCUCUUGUGGAUCAUUAAAAUUGUUUUUUUAAAUGAUUUUUAUUGAUGCUAUCAAUUUUGCUGAAGGGUGAUCCUUCAUAUUCAAAUUCCAAACCCAGUUAGAGAUUUUAGAAUUUGAUUGAGUUGGAUUCGUUUCCAUUGGUUGUUGGAGUGUGAAAAAAAUUCUGUCUUCAGUUAAUGGGCACUCUUCAUUCUCAAAUGUGAUAAAUACGAUUUCCUUGCAUGUCAAGUGUUGAUAUGUGUGCUAAAAUAUUAAAUAAGACGAUUGAAAUAUAUAGUCAUGUGAUUCAUGACAUAGUUCUUUGUCCUAAAAUUGAGGCUGAUAUCUGUUGGGGACCACAUAAUAUUUUGGAUUUACAAUCUCUCGUGGAUGAAGUGAAUGCAACUAAAUGAUAGAUAAUGUUUUCUAUAAUUUCACUGUAGUUCUGCUUAUCUUCAUUGUUUGUUUUUAACAAUGCAUGCCCUUAUUAAUGGAGAAAUGAAAGGGAAAGGCAAGCCUAUUCCCACCAUCAGUUUCUGAAGUUACAUCAAUCAUCCUUAAUUCUUUCAGGGUCACUCUUCCUCUAAAAAAGUUGUCAAGUUUUUUACUUGCUUUGCUUUCUGCAGGUUUGUUGAAUCUGCUUCUUUUUAUUUCAAUUUGGGAUUGACUCAUAUGACAAGUAUGUAUAGUGGUGGUUACACUGCUCUAGUUACAAACUUAUCCCCAAGAGCAACAGAGGAUGAUGUGCGCAAUUUUUUCACAUACUGUGGUUUGAUUGAGCAUAUUGAAAUAUUAAGAUCUGGUGAAUAUGCGCCUACUGCAUAUGUGACUUACCGGGAUGCUUAUGCCCUGGAAACUGCAUUAUUGCUAAAUGGAUCAAUGAUAUUGGACCAAUGUAUAUUCAUUUCACGCUAUGAAGCUUAUGUAAAUGACUAUGAUAAUUGGAGCAAUCAUGCAUCAAAUCCUGAAUACAGUAUUACAACCUCACAGGAUGUUCACAUGGAUAAGUUUGUUGCUUCCCCUGGAGAAGCACUAACUAUGGCUCAGGUGGUUGUCAAAACAAUGGUGGCUAAGGGAUAUGUAUUGGGCAAAGAUGCAUUUGUCAUGGCAAAAGCUUUCGAUGAAUCUCAUAGUGUAUCAUCUACAGCAGCAACCAAGGUUGCUGAACUCAGCAAUAAAAUUGGGUUGACUGAUACCAUUAAUUCAGGGAUUGAAACUUUUAAGUCUGUGGAUGAGAAAUAUCAUGUCACAGAUUUCACCAAAUCAGCUGCAACAGUGACAGGAACAACAGCUAUAGUCGUUGCAUCAGUUACCGGAAAAGCUGCUGUGGCGGCUGGAACUGCUAUAGCCAACAGUAGCUACUUUGCCAAAGGUGCUCUUUGGGUUUCGGAUGUGUUGACACGUGCAGCGAAAGCGGCUGCCGAUUUGGGUCAGAAUGAAAAGAAAUGAAACUCCAAACAUAAACUGCUGUCUAAUAUGUUAAGUUGUUGAACACAAACAAAUAGCAGCAUUUGUUUGUUGCUAUUGUAUUAUAAGACACGAACUUGCUUUACAUGUGUGGCUACUCAUCUGGUGCAAAUGUUCAUAUCAGUAGUUUUGGAGAAUCCAUGGUAAGCAGCCACUUAUUUGUGUACCCUUUUAGAAAAUAUAGCAUAUGGUACAAUGCAAGUACCAAGGUUCUUCUUGUCUACUUUCAUAUUCAAUGUGCCUAAAAUAUAUUAAGUUCAUAUUUGGGAUGGAUUAAUUUUGGGGGAAAUAGUAUUUUUUUCUCAAAAGCUCUCUUAAGUAGCUGGUGGAGAACUCUUUUUAGGAGAUCUAGUGUCCAAUGAUUACUUGAGUAGUCGCGACCAGAUAAAACUAGUUGUAGUUUAAGCCUGCACAGUGAUUAUCAGGAUGGACUUCUGUUAGUAGUUCGAACAUGUCGUUGGCGUUUUGCUCAGUAGUAGUAGGGGUGUCUUCCCAUUCUACCAUAUUUGUAAUAUAAGGAAGAAAAGAACUCUCUUAAGAUGUUAAUCAGAAAAGGAAAAGUGUUACUUUGCUAAAA